CUUUCCAGUAAUUGUAGACUCUACUUGCUUUAAUUCGUACUAUACUCCAUGCCAGUUAUACCAAGGAGCACCCAUGUGGCAGUUGUUGUGCCUAGUCUUUACGAUACAUCGUCGGUGCCUUGGAUGACGUCAGUCUCUCCAACGAGUUGCAGCAUACGGACAAUUUCAGAGAAUCAUUUGCCGACAGCGGAUGGCACCACACAGCACGGCCGUCUCUAUACUAGGGCCAUUUCCAGCGGUACAGAAAGCCAGGCGACAGCAAAUGUUGCAAGCGGCAGUCGUGGCGGCACGCAGGGCAUGUCGACAGCCAGUGUGAUUGGUUUAGUAACUGGGAGUUUGGGAAUAUUCAUCAUGUUCACUUUCUACAUAUUGCGCAGGGCGUAUCGGAGACUUCAUCUGAAUCAUCAAAACAUGCCUGUCUUCAGCAACUACACGGCGCCCCGGCCUCAGGGAUGGAGGAAGCCCCGGCUGCGCACUUUGACAGACGACCAGUUCAAACGUCUUAUUUCCUCGUCAGCCAUGAACAGCACAGGCGGGAUUGAGAUUGUUGUGCAAAAAGCAGAGCAAGAUGUCUGUGCAAUAUGCCUUGCAGAGAUCGAGGAUGAUGAGAAACUUUUGAAACUGCCGUGCAAACACAAAUAUCACCAGGAUUGUAUCCAGAUAUGGCUGACUGAAAAGUCGGAGCGGUGCCCUUUAUGCAAGAAGUCUGUGCUAGAUGCCCUUGGGACUCCAGCCAUCGAUCCAGCAAGCGUCAAUCCAAGCACUCUCCAGUCACCACCAAGAGCGGUUGUCCCUAUGCUGUAACACAGGAAAUAGCACAUAUUCCAAAUAGGUCAGAUGAAUUGCGUGUUUUCUGCGAC
Linderina pennispora is the source of this 860-nucleotide messenger RNA. RefSeq lists its product as uncharacterized. The transcript has a single exon. Gene Ontology annotation, molecular function: zinc ion binding. The record is from RefSeq and is a predicted model, not a curated record. Gene Ontology annotation, biological process: protein ubiquitination. Bases 49 to 804 code for a protein of 251 amino acids. NCBI's taxonomy places the organism in Eukaryota, Fungi, Kickxellomycota, Kickxellomycetes, Kickxellales, Kickxellaceae.